This is a messenger RNA of Malus domestica (apple), 1137 nucleotides long. RefSeq names its product FCS-Like Zinc finger 2. NCBI's taxonomy places the organism in Eukaryota, Viridiplantae, Streptophyta, Magnoliopsida, Rosales, Rosaceae. The record is from RefSeq and is a predicted model, not a curated record.
CACAAAUCUGCCGUUUGUUUAUUGUUUGUUGUUUACAUCUCUUUCUCUCUCUAGGCUUUCUCUCUCUCCUCUCACACCAACUCUCUUUUUAAAAAGGCUUUACCUUCUCCUCAUUAACCACAUCUCUCUCUGUUCGCCGUUUCGUUCUCUCUUCUGCCAAACGCAUUCCAGCACUGAGAUCAUCUGAACUUCAGAGGAAAUGGAAUCAGUUUCCGGCGCUGUAAGGCGGCCUUGUUUCAUCGACGAGGACGAUGGGUUGGCCUCGCUGGCUGAUAUGGAAGCCGGGUUUUCCGGGUCCAACCACCCGUUUUAUUCAAGGCCGAUGUGUUUCGCGAGGCGGAGUGGCAGCUUCAGAAACGUUUCUCCCGCCAUGGCUUCGUUUUCUUCGUCGUCUUCUUUUUCGCCGAGAUCUGGGAGGUUCUGUGACGCCAGGUUUGAGGAGCACCACCAGCCCCAUUUCUUGGAUGCUUGUUUCCUCUGCAAGAAACCACUCGGUGAUAACAGAGACAUCUUCAUGUACAGAGGUGACACUCCGUUCUGCAGUGAGGAGUGCAGAGAUGAGCAGAUAGAAAUAGACGAGGCGAAGGAGAAGAACUGGAACCUCUCUUCCUCCAUGAAAGCGCUGAGAAAAAGAGAGCAAAGGAAAUCAAACAACUCAGCCAACACCGCCACCGCACAGGAUUAUCCUGUCCAUACAGGCACAGUGGCAGCCGCUUAGAAAUCGAAUGAGAUUACACAUAUAUAUAAAAAAAAAGGAAAAAAAAAAAGACAAGUUAGAAGAAGAAGAGAGAGAUUGAAAUCUAAGUCCAAGGAAGUUAAAGCCAAGGAGAGAAGUAGUGCAAGUGCAAGACCACCUUUUUUCUGAGGGAUUGUGAAUGUGAUGACUCUGAGUUUGAAUGUUUUAUACAUAAGAUCAAAAGUGUGUGUGAUCUUAGCUCUAUGAGAUGGCUUUUUUUUGGGUUUUUUCCCCUCUUUAAUCUAAAAUUUUUGGUCAUGUAUAAUAUUUUAUAUAUAAUAUGUAAUAUAUGUUUUUCAUUCCCCUAAAUGUAAUGCAAAUGCCAGCAAAAGCUUCAGGUUUACAAUAGAGAAGAAAAGGAAUAAAUAAAAAAUGGCAGGAAUGGAAAUUUCUUUUUGUAA